Molecule: messenger RNA, 1353 nt
Organism: Ylistrum balloti
Lineage: Eukaryota; Metazoa; Mollusca; Bivalvia; Pectinida; Pectinidae
Product: tubulin alpha-1 chain
Exons: 2
Coding region: 43-1353 (436 amino acids)
Biological process (GO): microtubule cytoskeleton organization; mitotic cell cycle
Cellular component (GO): cytoplasm; microtubule
Molecular function (GO): GTP binding; structural constituent of cytoskeleton
Source: RefSeq, a predicted model, not a curated record
CGCGAGUGCAUCAGUAUCCAUGUUGGUCAAGCCGGUGUCCAGAUGGGCAACGCCUGCUGGGAGUUGUAUUGCCUUGAGCAUGGUAUCCAACCGGAUGGUCAGAUGCCGUCUGAUAAGACCAUUGGAGGGGGAGACGACUCCUUCAAUACUUUCUUUAGCGAGACUGGAGCUGGUAAACACGUCCCCAGGGCUGUGUUUGUGGAUCUCGAGCCCACAGUCGUUGAUGAGGUAAGAACUGGAACAUACCGCCAGCUUUUCCAUCCCGAGCAGCUGAUCACUGGCAAGGAGGACGCCGCUAACAACUACGCUCGUGGUCACUAUACUGUAGGCAAGGAGCUCAUCGACCUCGUUCUUGACCGCAUCAGAAAACUCGCUGACCAGUGCACCGGUCUACAAGGCUUUCUUAUUUUCCAUAGCUUCGGAGGUGGCACCGGGUCCGGAUUUUCUUCUUUGCUGAUGGAACGUCUGAGCGUUGAUUAUGGAAAGAAAUCUAAGCUUGAAUUCGCCAUAUACCCUGCGCCACAGAUUUCUACCGCGGUAGUGGAACCCUACAAUGCCAUUCUCACCACCCACACUACCCUUGAACACUCAGACUGUGCUUUUAUGGUCGACAACGAGGCUAUCUAUGAUAUUUGCCGCCGUAAUCUGGACAUAGAGCGCCCAACCUACACCAAUCUGAACCGCCUGAUAGGGCAGAUUGUCAGCUCCAUCACCGCCUCCCUUCGUUUUGACGGUGCUUUGAACGUUGACCUGACAGAGUUUCAGACUAACCUGGUACCUUAUCCACGCAUCCACUUCCCGCUGGCAACCUACGCGCCAGUCAUUUCCGCCGAGAAAGCCUACCACGAGCAACUCACAGUCGCGGAAAUCACCAAUGCCUGUUUUGAACCAGCGAACCAGAUGGUAAAAUGCGAUCCACGACACGGAAAAUACAUGGCCUGUUGCCUUCUCUACAGAGGUGACGUCGUGCCAAAGGAUGUCAACGCUGCAAUUGCUACCAUCAAGACCAAGAGGACCAUCCAAUUCGUUGACUGGUGUCCCACUGGUUUCAAGGUCGGCAUCAACUACCAGCCACCCACCGUUGUGCCAGGAGGUGAUCUGGCUAAGGUCCAGCGUGCAACUUGCAUGCUUAGUAAUACGACAGCUAUCGCUGAGGCCUGGGCUCGACUUGACCACAAAUUUGAUCUGAUGUACGCCAAGCGUGCCUUUGUCCACUGGUACGUGGGAGAGGGUAUGGAGGAGGGAGAGUUCUCGGAGGCUCGUGAAGACUUGGCAGCUCUAGAAAAGGACUAUGAAGAAGUGGGAGUUGAUUCGGCGGAAGGUCAAGAAGAAGAGGAAGGCGAUGAAUAUUAG